UCUCAAUCGACGGACUAGGCCCUGGUUUUUGAUUUUUCUUUUUCUUUUUGUUUUUUUAAUCCGCGGUUUUUGAUUAUUCUGUUGUCGCAUAUUUGCUUCAAAUACCCAGCAAUCUCUUUUUCUUUCUCCUCAACCUUCCUUUCCAAAACCACCCUCCCCCCAAACCCAUCAUUUUCUCUCCCGAGAAAAAUUCCCAAUGGGAAAGAUCGGAUUAUUCGAUCUCGAGAAGCACUUCGCCUUCUACGGGGCAUACCACAGCAACCCAGUUAACAUAAUCAUACACAUGCUGUUUGUUUGGCCACUGUUCUUCACGGCUCUUAUUCUCUUCUAUUUCACGCCUGCUUUCUUUGAAUGCCCAUUUCAGUGUCGUUUUGGCCUUGUCCCUAAUUUUGGGCUUUUGUUCACUUUGAUCUAUGCUUUGUUUUAUGUAUUAAUGGAUAAGAAAGCUGGGUCUUUGGCUGCUGUUCUAUGUUUGACCUGUUGGGUUUCUGCUAGUCUUCUUGCUAAGAAUCUUGAGUUCUCUCUGGCUUGGAAGGUUGUUCUUGCAGCUCAGUUGUUCUGUUGGACUGGACAGUUCAUAGGCCAUGGUGUAUUUGAGAAACGAGCGCCUGCUCUCCUGGACAACCUCGCCCAAGCCUUCUUGAUGGCACCUUUCUUUGUAUUAUUCGAAGCUCUUCAAUGGUUGUUUGGCUAUGAACCAUAUCCAGGGUUUGAUGUGACUGUGAAAGCAAAGAUAGAUGCUGACAUCAAAGAAUGGAAGGAGGCAAAAGAGAAGAAAAUUACAUGAAAGAGAAGAAAAUUACAUAAAAUCGUGAAAAUAAAUUAGCUUGUAUCUUCAGAAACCGUCCAUGGGAUUGACCCAAAUUUACUGUUAAUGACCACUUUGUAAGUAAAUGGAGAACUAGUAUGUACCUUAUCAAUCUUUCUGAAUUUGACAUUACACUAUGGUCAAUUUACCUUCCUAAAA
Rhododendron vialii is the source of this 967-nucleotide messenger RNA. RefSeq names its product 2-hydroxy-palmitic acid dioxygenase mpo1-like. Lineage: Eukaryota; Viridiplantae; Streptophyta; Magnoliopsida; Ericales; Ericaceae. Bases 197 to 787 code for a protein of 196 amino acids. The record is from RefSeq and is a predicted model, not a curated record. Gene Ontology annotation, cellular component: endoplasmic reticulum. The transcript has 5 exons. Gene Ontology annotation, biological process: sphingoid catabolic process.